Thalassophryne amazonica is the source of this 9068-nucleotide messenger RNA. It is a transcript of the gene cul9, whose product is annotated as cullin-9. Gene Ontology annotation, molecular function: ubiquitin protein ligase binding; zinc ion binding. The transcript is spliced from 44 exons. Bases 98 to 7816 code for a protein of 2572 amino acids. Lineage: Eukaryota; Metazoa; Chordata; Actinopteri; Batrachoidiformes; Batrachoididae. Gene Ontology annotation, biological process: ubiquitin-dependent protein catabolic process. The record is from RefSeq and is a predicted model, not a curated record.
AGCAGCCACCGGCGGACUUCGGGAAACGUCUUGGAGGAGAAAACACUCGCUGAGGACGAAGACUAAGCCGGAGGCUGAUGUCCUGUACCUAGGACAGAUGACCAUGGUGGGUGAACAUCGUAAUGGGAACCUUCUCAUCCAGCUUGGCCCCACACUACAGGCAUAUCCUGAGGAACUACUACGCCAGCGCCGCAUCCAUGACGGUCAGACUGAAUACCUGGUCCGCUGGUGUCUGGUCACUGUUGAUGAUGGCACCGGCUCCAGAGGUGGAGCCAGUGAGGGGGGAGGGACGGGAGGCAGUAGUUCCAGAGUGGGCAGGUCUAGCAGCUCAACGUCAGGAGAGAGCAAAUCGCAGAACAUCUUGAUGUGGAUGUCAACAGAGGAUGUGUACGCCAACUGUCCUGCCUUGCUGGGCAAAAGGAAAACAGAGACACAGCGGCCACAGCAAAGUCAGGAGGAGGACUGCAUUGGUGAGGUGGUGGAUGGAGCCAGCCGGACUACUGACGAGUUUCCGCCUGAUGUUACCUUUGAUGAGGUGGAGCUGUCAGACAUGAAAGAAGAUGUAAAGAACUUAGUGCAACGUGCCAGGAAACAGAUGGCUAAAAAGAGUGACUUUUCCAUUAGUAUCACACACACCAUCCAUGUGCUCAGCGCCUAUGCCAGUAUCAGCUCACUGGUCGGUGUCUUCAAGGAGACUGGUGCCCUGAAUCUGCUAAUGGAACUUCUCUGCAACAAGGAGACACAGACCAGACGCAGUGCUGGAAAGAUGCUGCGAGCGCUGGCGUCUCAUGAUGCAGGUAGCCGUGCCUAUGUGCUUCUGUCUCUGAGCCAGCAGGAUGGCAUUGAGCAACAUAUGGACUUUGACAACCGCUACACUCUGUUGGAGUUAUUUGCUGAAACCACAUCUUCUGAGGAGCAUGGCAUCUCCUUUGAAGGGAUUCACCUUCCUCAGAUUCCUGGAAAGCUGCUGUUCUCUCUGGUCAAGCGUUAUUUGUGCGUUACCUCGUUGAUGGACAAGCUCAACACAGCCGGGGCAGAUGCUAGUUUUGACAGACAAGAUGCAAGUCUGUCCACUUCCAGCGCCACCCACCAAACUGAGCACCUUCGCAUUCAACGGGAAUGUGAUUUCACCAUGGCGAUGGCCAAUCUGAUCUCAGAGCUUGUCCGGGUGAUGGGUUGGGACCGUCUUCGGCUGCCUCCUGGCAUCUCUCUCCAGCACGGAGCCUGUGGAGAAGAACAAGGGGAGGUUUUCCACCCCACCCUGAGGUCCAUUUUCCAACCCCGGUUCUGUACUUCAUCUGUUGCCCUCUCCAACAAUUCAGCUGUCACUAUUCCUGCUGUUGCACCACCAAAGAAAAAGAUGGAGAAUGGGUUCAAAACCCGCUCAGACUUUAUCAGCCGGUCUGCCUAUGUGGAAUAUGUACAGGACAAUUUGAAGAAUGGCAUGAUAGUCCGCAUGCUGGAGGACUAUGAAGAGGUGAAUGCGGGAUAUGAAGGCGAGUUCUGUUAUAGCAACGAUGGGUCGCCGCCUGUUCAGGUGUACUGGAACUCACUGUCCAGAACAUACUGGGUUCAUUGGCACAUGGUCGAGAUCGUGGGCAACAGUGGCAGCAGCCACACUGAGAACACUCAGGUGAAGGUGUCAUCUUUAAGUGGACCUCUAAAACUCGCUGAUGUGAGCCAGACUUUCUUCUUGAAGCCCCCUGGUGGUUUGUACUCGCUCCCGUACCUGCCAGAGGGUGCACAGGAGGGACCGACCACUCUCAACCGGGCUGAGUGGUGGGAGAUCCUCUUCUUUAUCAAGAAACUGGAGUUGAAACAGCAGCAGGAGGUUAACGGCAUCCUGCUCCAGAGCCUGACUGACCAGGGGUCGGAGCUGGAUGACUUGGCUCUAAUUAGCCUUUCAGUUCCAGUACAUGUUGCAAAGAAGCUUCUUCACUUCUUGAAACAGAAGUUGCCUUCAAGCUGCUUGAAUGACCUGCUGUGUUCCCACACCUUCUCCAAGCACUACCUGCAAAAAGGAGGGGGAGGUCUAGAGGAUGAAGAGAUGCUUGCUGAAGGCUAUGUGGGGGGAGGAGGACCUGCUUCUUCUCUAGCUGUGGGUUUUGUUUCUAAAAAAGCCAAGAAAGACCUGCCGGCAGACUCUGGCUAUGGCAUUUCGGAGACGGAGUGUGAGCUGCCUGCUGAGGAUGGCAGCAAAUACCCUGAAGACCUUGAUGACAAGAUGAAAAUUUUCAACCAUCCACGGCUCCAAGGAAAGAAGACCAUGCUGGAAAAGAUUGGUGAAGUGGUGGACAUCCUGAAGAAGAGUUGCUGCAGUUCUAAUCUGACUCAGCAGCUGGCUGCUGUCCUCUUCAUCACCAGACUCCUGGAGGAGGAUGCACCCCAAGAGAAGACCAACACUCGGAUAGAUUCUGCUCAGAUCAUUCGGGAAAAAGUGCUGAAGCUACUGGUGGAGCUUCUUUGCUCUUCAUCAAAAGAUGUUGUGAUCAGCACUUUGCGGCUGACACACCUCCUCAUGGCUCGAUAUGAGUGGAGGGUUUCUUUUGCGACUGAGGGAGGAGUCAAGGCCAUCCUAUCCUGCAUGCAGAAUUUCUCGUCAGACACAAGUGUGCAGCAGCUGGCGCUGGCGGCUCUGAAAGUCAUCACUGGAGCCAGCAAACAUGACCUUCACAGCAUUAGCAGCAGUCCUCCACUCACAGAUGCUGGGACACAAAUGAUGUUGGAAAUUUUUGCAAGCAUCGGCUCGGCCACACCAGAGGGCUCCAGAGGCCUUCUGGGUGCCAUACCUGCUGCCAUCGAGCUCAUGCUGCAGACCAAAGGCUGUGUGCCGUCAGUUCGUAAUGGCCUCUUGAUUGUCAUCACGCUGAUCAGCAACCAUAAGAGUCUGGCAGAACAGCUGGUGGCGUGUGGCAUCGACGCCCUUUUGAAAAAGUGUUUGUUGCGUUGUGAAAAAGUGUCUUUGUCCAGAACAGAGACUAUGCUGGCCAUCAUUGCCCUCAACCACAUCUCUUCAUUUACCAACCUGGACAGGACAGGGCUGCUGGACCUUAAGAACACAGAACUGGAGGUGUUGGUAGUUGGUCUGAAGGAGCUAACAGCUACCAAAGAAGUGAUUUUGACCUUGGAAAAGGUGCUGUGUGAUGAUGCAUCCCAGCUGGAGGUGGAGCGUAGCCAAGUGACUUAUAGCCGUGACGCUUACCAGGACUUGGUUCAGUUGAUGGAGCAGCACCGGGCCGACCGUGUUGUGCAGGUCUCAAUCCUCAGGAUCCUGAAUAAGUUCCUGGAUUAUUACCAAGAGGACCUCCUGCCGUGGCAUGAAAGCGUCGAGCCCUGCUUGUCCUCCAUGAUGGCCUUUAUCAACGAUAGAGAGGUUGUCCAGCUGUUCGUAGGUUUCCUGUAUCGGCUGGCAUCUUUAAAUAAAGACUAUGCAGUUGUGAUGUGCCGUCUGGGAGCCAAAGACACUCUGGUAAAAGUUUUGGACAAGCACAGCACCAAUCUUCUUAUGGUAACUGAGCUCAGAGACCUUAUCACCGACUGUGAGAAGUAUGCCAGCCUCUAUAAGAAGAUGACCACCAGCGUCCUGGCAGGCUGCAUUCAGAUGGUGUUGGGUCAGAUAGAAGAGCAUCGCCGCAGCCAUCAGCCUAUCAACAUCCCUUUCUUUGACAUUUUCCUCAAGAAUCUGUGCCAAGGUUCCAGUGUGGAGCUGAAGGAGGAUAAAUGCUGGGAGAAGGUUGAGGUUUCUUCCAACCACCAUCGAGCUAAUAAAUUGACUGAUAAGAAUCCCAAAACCUACUGGGAGUCAAACGGUUGCACCGGAUCACACUACAUCAACAUCCACAUGCACAAGGGUGUCAUCAUCAGACAACUAGUUAUCCUGGUGGCCAGCGAAGACUCAAGCUACAUGCCGGCUCGAAUUCUGGUUCUGGGUGGAGACGACCCUGCUAACAUCAACACUGAGCUCAACACGGUGAACGUGACCCCAUCAGCGAGUCGGGUAGUUCUGUUGGAGAACAUGACGAGAUUUUGGUCCGUCCUUCAGAUCAGGAUUAAGCGAUGUCAGCAGGGCGGUAUUGAUACGAGAGUACACGGGUUUGAGGUUUUGGGACCAAAGCCUACAUUCUGGCCUGUGUUCAAAGAGCAACUGUGCUGCAGAACCCACUUGUUCUACAGCACCAAGGCCUACACCUGGUGCCAGGAAAUGCUGGAGGACAAGAGCCAGCUUCUGCAGCUUUUUAACAAACUGAACAGCGCUCUCAGACAUGAGCAGAUGUUUGCUGAUCGUUUCCUUCCGGAUGCGGAGGCAUCUGAAGCCCUUGGCCGGACGUGCUGGGAGGCACUGAUCACACCCAUUGUGCACAGCAUCACACUGUCAGAGUUCCCAGGACCCAGCUCUCUGUUUUGGCUCCUCAGUGAGUACCUGGACAACACCGAGUCUGCUCGCAAGUUAAAAAGCCGGGCUUCAAUCUUCAACUCCCGUGUCAGGCGUCUCACACACCUCCUGGUGCACGUGGACACAAGUUGGACAGACACUGAGGAGCUCAAACCGCCUGUGAAAUUAAGUAAAGAUGGUAAAAAUAAAGAUGCUGCCACUGCUUCAUCCUCCUCGUCGUCCUCCUCAGUAAAGCCCAAAAUGAAGAAGAGCAGCAGCAUUGCAGGCAUCGCCUCCUGUUGGCAGAGAGUGGUACACCAUCAGGUGAAGAAGUUUCUGGAGUCGAGUUGCAGCCUGCCAGACUUUGUGGAAUGUUAUGGGACUCUGUAUUUGCGUCUGAAGAAAGCUAUGGAGGAGCUGUUUGGACAGAGGACUGCUUUUGUCCUUGCCCUCCAUCACGGCUUCUCUGCUGCCCUGUUGCAGCUUUCCAUCGUCAGAGCCAUGCAUGUGAGUGAACAUUUUGCCAAGUACAUUGACCAGAUGAUUCAGGCCAGUAGCUCAGCAACUGCCAGCAUAGAGACUCUGGAGGGAUUGCAGAAGUUCCUAGAGCCAAUGCUAUUCCUGUCAGGUCUGGAGCUUGCCAAUACCUUUGAACAUUUCUACAGGCACUACCUGGGUGACCGGCUGCUGGCUCGGAGUAAUGUGUGGUUGGAGAGUGCAGUGAUUGAUCAAAUUGGCAGCUGCUUCCCAGGUCGCUUUCCGCAGCAGAUGCUGAAGAACCUUGGAGAAUCAGCUGAGCUACAGCAGGAGUUUCACUUGUACCGCCUGCAGCAGCUGGAUCGAAACCUCCAAGAGUACGAGCAGUUGUUGGAGGAGGAGUGCUUGCAGUCUCUGGAAGAUUCAGAGGUCCAGGUUUUGGUUCUCUCUCCACGAUGCUGGGUCGUCUCCUCCCUGUGUUUUCUUGAUGACCCUGGAAAAUGCUUUCCCCCUGAACUGUGCUCCUACCUGAACCAUUUCACCCAGUUCUACAUGCACAGUCAGUCCAUGUACGGCUGGAGUCGCACAAAGCCUCGGCGGUUGCAGUGGACAUGGCUUGGGCACGCUGAUGUGCAGUUUGGGUGCUGGACACUACAUGUCUCCACACUCCAGAUGUUCAUUCUCAUGCAGUUCAACACACACAAGGAGGUCAGACUUGAGUAUCUGAUGCAAGCAACUGGACUAUCCUCUCCUGUGCUGCUGCAUGCUUUGCUGCCACUGAUGAGCCAAGGAGGGCCAUUGACCUGCAGCAAAACGGACAACCCUGAACAUGGUGUGUGGCACGUGAAUCAGCAGAUGGUGUCCUGCAUUGUAGAAGGGACCAACACAUCCAUCCGCUUACUGCCAAAACAGACAUAUCUGAAUGUAGACGAGGAUGCCACCAGCACCCUGGAGAGAAAAAGGAACUACAUCUACUGCCUCAUUGUCCACAUUAUGAAGCAGGAGAAGCAGAUGCACAUUGACAAUCUUGUCUUCAAGGUUCUGGAGUCAUGUCAAAAACAGCAGGGGUCCCGACCAAUGAGUACUGGCCGUUUCAGCUGCAGCACUGGUGAUGUGCUGUCCUGCAUCAUGCAUGUCAUCACCAAAGGUUGUGUCCAUCGUAAUGAGGACAACCCUCAUAUUGUGGAAUUUGUUCCCGAGGAACCAUCCACACCACAGAAGGGUCAGGCACAGUUCUCCUUCACCACGACAGAGUUCGGGAAGGAGGCUAAGGUUGAGAGCAGGGCCAACAAUAGCCUGGUGGUGGCACCACAGCAAUUUGAAUAUGGCAUUUUGGAUGCUUUUCUGUUCUCAAUGGGUCGGACAAUGACGCAGGAGGAAGUUCAUCAGCUGAUGCAGUGGACAAUCCAGCAGGUGUCUGGGACUCUGAGUCUGGACAUGGACUGGGCAGAACACUUGCUGAUUCAUUGUAAAUGGAACACUGAUCUCUUGGUGCAGCAGUACACUGAUGACCCAGAUGCCCUCAUUAUCGCUGCUGGACUCAAGUGUCGAAACCCACAGUCCCCUUCAAGCCUGGUGUCCACGUGCCCCGUCUGCCUCGGACCCAGCACGGCUUCCACAGAGCCCAUUCAGUCUCUGAGCUGCAUGCACUACUGCUGCAGGUCAUGCUGGCAGAAGUACCUGACCACAAGGAUAGAACAGAAUCUGGUGAUGAACUGUAAGUGUCCAAUCACCGACUGUAGAGCUCAGCCCACCUCAAAGUUCUUCUUCAGCAUCCUCACAGACAAGGACACAGUCACCAAGUAUGAAAAUGCCUUGCUCCGGGGGUAUGUGGCAUGCUGCUCCAACCUGGCGUGGUGCACCAAUCCUCAGGGCUGUGACCAGAUCCUCUGCAAGGAGAACAUUGGCAGUAUUGGAACCUGCUCAAAAUGCUGCUGGUCAUCCUGCUUUAACUGCAACUUUCCCGAGGCACACUACCCAGCGAGCUGCAGCCACAUGUCACAGUGGAUGGAUGAUGGAGGCUUCUAUGAAGGGAUGAGUGUGGAAGCUCAAAGCAAACACCUCGCUAAGCUGAUCUCCAAGCGCUGCCCCAGCUGCCACGCUCAGAUUGAGAAGAAUGAAGGCUGUCUGCAUAUGACCUGUGCCAAGUGCAACCACGGUUUCUGCUGGCGGUGUCUAAAACCAUGGAAACCAACACACAAAGAUUACUACAACUGUUCUGCCAUGGUGAGUAAAGCAGCACGGCAGGAGAAGAAGUUCCAGGAUUACAAUGAGAGAUGCACCUUCCAACACCAGGCCAAGGACUUUGCCCUGUCUCUGGAAAAUAAAGUGUCGUCUAUCAACGAGGCUCUGCAGAUGAAGUCUCUGACUUUUGUCAUCGAUGCCUGUAAAGGGCUUGCUCGGGCUCGGAAGGUGCUUGCCUAUUCCUGUGUCUACAGCUAUUACAACCAGGAGACCGAAAAGACUGAUGUGUUGGAGCAGCAGACUGAUGCUCUGGACCUGAAUACAAAUGCUCUACAGAUCCUGUUGGAGGAAACUCUGCUGCAGUGCACUGAUUUGGCUUCAUGUGUCCGGCUGCUGAAACCUGAACACCUCAACACUGGUCUGGAACUGAUCAGACGCAUCCAGGAGCGCAUGUUAGCCAUCUUGCAACACUCCACACAGGACUUCAGAGUGGGUUAUCAGUCCAAAAGCAACCAGGAACCAGAGUCAACACAGACCUCCAAUCUCUCCAGUCACACAGAUGCCAACAAAGUGUCCAAGUCAAAUCAAGCAUCAGACUCUGAAGACUCGGACAACAACAAUUACACAGGUGAGGACGGUGCUGAGGAAGUGGAUGACGACGACGAUGAGUACGAUGAGGAAUACGUCCCUGAGUGGCACGAGGACUAUGAUGAGGAUGAUAUUGAUGAUGAUUUCUUCUCUGAUGAUGAUGAUGAGUCUGAGAACUUUAGUCCUUAUGACUGAGAGUUCCACAGUCAGCAGUCAACAUUGAAGGUGUCUUAUGUCCUCAAGACUCUAAAUACAUCACACAGUUAAAUGAUGAACAUUAGGCGCAGUAUGUGGCAAAAUAUUCUGCCCACCUAAUUUAACACAAAUUACACAGUCAACAAAUAAAACUGGCCUGACUUGUCACCAGAGGUCACAAUUACAGAAAAAUCAAAGUUUGGAUUUGAAAAAGCCAUUUAAUCAAAAAUGUUUCAAAUGAGAAAAUAUUGAAGAACUGAUUGAACAAUUUGCCACUUGAGGUUUUCAGCGCUGAAUCUUGCCAACCAAGAUGGUGAUUAUUUCAUCGUCUUGAUCCCUUCUGUUUCCCCUGCAAGCUCAAGGGUCAGCACAAGGACCUGCGAACAAACUGAUUCCUGAGUUGAACAGAACUAAUAGAAAAGUUAAAAAUUCUGGCUCUAAUUCAUUGUUUUGGUGAAUAAUUUGAGUCCAGAUUUAAACGCAUCAUUCAAUAAAUGCAUCAUCAUACCACCUGCCAACAAAAAGGCCUAUUUUCACUCCAACCAAUGGCACCCACCCACCACCCGAACCUUGUAGGUCUGACUUUGGUCCGCCUGUUUUGGGGUUUUACUGAAUUUGACUUCUUUGUAUGAAGUGCAUCAACUUCCUUUUUGUUUUGCUGUCAUUUAUAUCUGACAGCAAUUAAAUAUUAGUUUCAAAGAAAGUUGGCAAUCAGUUGCAGAACAAACCUUUUGAAUGAACCAAAUUUGGGAAUUUGUAAUCCAGAUUAUCAUAUCAGCAUUAUUUGUGUUUUUGUGUGUGUUCAUUUCUUAUUUUGCCUUAUUUUUCUAAUGGCAGUUGCCUUGACUUGAGACCAAGGAAAAUGUUAAUAGAAAUGAUUAAAAUUUCUCUUUUUGCUAAUGAUUCAGUUGAUUUUUUUUUUUUUUUUACCUGUGAGAUUUUUUUGAACAGUUGGGCGUUUCUUUGAGUCUGAAAGCUGAUGCUGCUGUGAUUGAAUCAACAAACUUUAACUCUGAAGCAGAAAAUCUGUUGUUGCUACUGAUUCUUGCUUUGUUGCCAUGUUCAGAUGUCCUCUGGUUUAUGUGUUGUCUUUGAGACUGUUCACAAAGUUUGAGGACUACAGACUUGUGAAAUGCAAACUCACAUGAUGCUCUCACUUACUGUUUGUUUGAAUUUUGAAAUCCUAUAUUCAUAUUGCUGAUAAAGAUUUAUUUGAGUGACUUCAGCCAGCAAAAUAAAAGGUUUUACUGCA